GACUGACUGGGAAAUGUCAGCCGAUUGACUGGGAGCGGGGGUUUCCUCUUCCCGGAGCCCACAGGCCUUUGGGUGACCACAGCCACGGUCGCCUGGGACUGUAGGAUCCCUGAACCCGGCGGGCUGCGGCGGACGCGAAAGCUUCUGAGUCCCUUCCAGACGCUGUCUGGCGAGGUCUGACGCGAACAGAUAUGGUCCAGAACUCUCCAUGAAUCAAUUUGGUUGGAGGCUGCGAACAUUCAAUAAUGAGUGGUGCAGCUUUAGGACUUGAGAUUGUUUUUGUCUUUUUUCUGGCAUUGUUCCUCCUGCAUCGAUAUGGAGACUUUAAGAAACAGCAUCGACUUGUAAUCAUCGGAACACUGCUUGCUUGGUAUCUCUGCUUUCUUAUUGUCUUCAUACUGCCACUGGAUGUUAGUACGACAAUAUAUAACCGAUGUAGGCAUGCUGCUGCAAAUUCCAGCCCUCCUGAAAAUAACAAUGUUACAGGAGUGUAUGCAUCUGUCACUCCAGCUCCAAGACAGCAUCCAUGUUUCAAGCCAUGGAGUUACAUUCCAGAUGGAAUCAUGCCAAUUUUCUGGAGGGUAGUUUAUUGGACAUCUCAGUUUUUAACAUGGAUUCUGUUACCUUUUAUGCAAUCAUAUGCAAGAUCUGGAGGUUUUUCCAUCACCGGAAAGAUAAAAACAGCGCUGAUUGAGAAUGCAAUCUAUUAUGGAACUUACUUACUGAUAUUUGGAGCAUUUCUAAUUUACGUAGCUGUGAACCCACGUUUGCACUUAGAAUGGAACCAACUUCAGACUAUUGGGAUAGCGGCUGCCAACACAUGGGGUCUGUUUCUCCUCGUGUUGUUAUUGGGGUAUGGCUUGGUGGAAAUUCCUCGGUCGUACUGGAAUGGAGCCAAAAGAGGCUAUCUGCUUAUGAAGACGUACUUUAAGGCAGCCAAACUGAUGACAGAGAAAGCGGAUGCAGAAGAGAAUUUGGAGGAUGUAAUGGAGGAGGUUCGAAAAGUAAAUGAGAGCAUCAAGUAUAACCAUCCAUUGAGAAAAUGUGUUGACACGAUCCUUAAAAAGUGCCCUACAGAUUAUCAGGAAAAGAUGGGUAGGAAUAUGGAUGAUUAUGAAGAUUUUGACGAAAAGCGUAAUACCUACCCAAGUGAAAAAAGUUUGGUAAAAUUGCACAAACAGGUGAUUUAUUCAGUUCAAAGGCACCGUCGGACUCAAGUGCAAUGGCAGAUUCUUUUGGAACAGGCAUUCUAUCUAGAAGAUGUAGCAAAAAAUGAAACUAGCGCAACUCACCAAUUCGUUCACACUUUUCAGUCAUCUGAGCCAGAAAAUCGAUUUAUCCAAUAUUUUUAUAAUCCUACAGUUGAGUGGUACUGGGAAUGCCUUUUGCGUCCAUGGUUUCACAGGAUACUUGCUGUGGUUUUGUCUAUCUUCUCUGUGAUUGUUGUGUGGUCAGAGUGUACCUUCUUUAGCACAACUCCUGUCUUAUCCCUUUUUGCAGUAUUCAUACAGCUGGCAGAAAAGACAUACAAUUAUAUUUACAUUGAGAUUGCUUGCUUCCUUUCCAUCUUCUUCUUAAGUAUCUGUGUUUAUUCUACUGUGUUCAGGAUUCGCGUAUUUAAUUACUACUACUUGGCUUCACAUCACCAGACCGAUGCGUACAGUCUUCUUUUCAGUGGCAUGCUAUUUUGCCGUUUGACUCCUCCUUUAUGUCUUAACUUCUUGGGAUUGACCCAUAUGGAUUCCUCCAUCUCCCACCAGAAUACCCAGCCAACGGCAUAUACAUCUAUCAUGGGUUCCAUGAAAGUUUUAUCCUUUAUUGCAGAUGGAUUCUAUAUAUAUUAUCCUAUGUUGGUAGUAAUUCUCUGCAUCGCUACGUAUUUUAGUUUGGGCACCCGUUGUUUGAAUCUGCUUGGUUUCCAGCAGUUCAUGGGAGAUAAUGAUAUGACAUCAGAUCUAGUUGAUGAAGGAAAAGAACUAAUCAGACGAGAGAAAAGAAAAAGGCAAAGGCAAGAGGAAGGUGAAAAUAGAAGAAGAGAGUGGAAAGAACGUUAUGGACACAACAGAGAGGAUUCCACUCGGAACAGAAAUGUUCAUCCUGACCCCAAAGAGUCAAAUUUCUCAGACACUACUACCAAUUGGUCAUCCAAAUAUACCAGGGCAAAUAACAGGACUGAAAGAGACCGAAUAGAACUUCUCCAGGAUGCAGAACCUCUGGAUUUUAAUGCAGAAACAUUUACUGAUGAUUCUCUGGAACCUGAGUCAGGAAGGUAUCAACCUGGUGGACGAUAUCUCUCCAUGUCUUCCAGCAUAAUAUUUGAAGAUAUCUAAAGUCUGAAUUACUUCAUGGAUCAAGCAACCAAGGUCAACACAUCAGCUCAGCCUUUACGAACAUCUCUGUGUCCUGCCUGUAUUUCCUCUGUUCUCUCUAAACGGUGUGAGGAUAACAAAAACGGCAUUGGAAAUUGAUCACAUCUUAACAAUAUUAGGUUAUGGCUUGGUGAAUAGAGCACCAUCUUUUCUGAUGGCUUUAUUGGAGACCAUCUGAAGCAUCUGCCUUAGAAGUGUAGUUAAGCAGAAGGAUUCAGCUCAUGAUAAACAUAGAGCUAACUUGGUUUCAUGCUAAUUUUUUAGGAGAGUUAUUUUAAAGUUCAAUGAAGCCAUAAGUCAUACUAAAUUCUACAAUUUUAUAACUGUAAUUUAAACUUUUACUAUUUCUUUAAAAAUGUUCAACCUACAUUUUCCAAAGAACUAAAAGUGAACUGAGACCUCAAAUAAUUACCAUAUUCACUAAACUCAUGUCUUAAAACAAGGCUGACAUAUCAGACAUAACUGAAUGUAAACAGCUCCUCUUCAGAUCUGUAUACACCCCUGUGGGAUUGUGCAUGUAUAAUUAAGAUGAUCCUUCAAUUGAUAGUGUUAGUGUCUUUAGCAUGUGUGUUCUAAUUGGGUGAUGUGUUAUUCUUUUCUGUCUUUGUAGUAACUGGGUCUUUUUAUGGUUUUCAUAUUAUUGCUUUGUAAAAGAUUUUCAUUUCAGAGAAAUAUAUUCAUCUUUAACAUUUAGAAUAUUGACUUGAUGCUUAUCAUUCCAUCCAAGAAAAAUCCUAAAUAUUAAUGAGUAGAUUUGUUUGUUUUAUAGCCAAAGAUUCUCUAAUAUUUACAUUUUUUUAAGAUUUACUUUAUUUAUAUGAGUACACUGUGGCUGUUUCCAGACACAGCAGAAGAGGGCAUUGGAUCUACCACAGAUGGUUAUGAGCCACCAUGUGGUUGCUGGGAAUUGAACUCAGGACCUUUGGAAGAGCAGUCAGUGCUCUUAACUACUGAGCCAUCUCUCCAGCUCCAACUCUCUAAUAUUUAAGAGAUGCCUGUUAAUGCUCCUUGUAAAGAAAACAUCUGGCUGUUUCAGCUAUUCAAUGGUAAAAAGAAAAAUCCAUUUAUGAGUAUUGCUAACACUUAAAUUAUAGCUUAAAAACAGAAGAAUAUAUAGAAUGGAAAUGCAUAGUAAUAACUUGUUUGUCAAACAUGCUUAUUUUUAAAUUGGUUGUUUCAACCUUUGCAUUUGAGCCAAUGUUGGGUAUUAUGUUUUAAAGAGCCAGGGUUUUAUUAACAAAGUGAACAUGGCUUAGCACGUGUUAGCAGGGAUUGUUCUAUGGUCCUGAAGUAUUUGUGUCUCUUACAGAAUACAUUUUACAUGGGGUGACCAGACUUGAACUUGUCCAGGACAGUUUCACACCUGUUUUCCUUGCAAUUAUUACUAGUGCUCAAGUGUCACUCUGUCAUAUGUUGAGGACAUAGUUGGGUGUAGGUACCAAAAGGAAGUAUUCAUCAUCCUCUUUACCUUUUUUUUUUUUCUUAGUGGUUGUAUUUUUUAUGAACUUCCACAUAGAGCCCCCUUUAAAUAAUUAUCAAUAGAUAGAUUUACCCUGAAUUGAAGGUUGCAUAGACUGCUCGAUCCUAGUACACAUGCAAAUAACCUUUUACUGUGAAAUGCAGUCAGAGCGGUUGGCCAGAGCGGUGAUAAUGUAAUGCUGUUUAUGAUUUCAUGAUUGGUUCCUGGAAUACCUUAGGCAGAUCACGGAACCUUUCAGUGCCUCAGUUUCUUCAUUUUCAGAAUGAAGGACUUAUUUACUACUUUCCUACUGAUCUACCUCACGAAACUGUUGUGAGGGAAUUAAAUUGAUGAUCAUGUGCUGGGGUUUAGAAAGACAAAGCAAGCUGUCUGCGCUUCUCUCUCUCUCUCUCUCUCUCUCUCUCUCUCUCUCUCUCUCUCUCUCCCUCCCUCCCUCCCUCCCUCCCUCCCUCCCUCCCUCUCUCCCUCCCUCCCCCUCCCUUCCCUCUCCUCCCCCCCCCUUCUAGAACUUUGAAGGGACAGAGAUGAUUAUCACAGAAAAGGGUCUUUGAGAAGCUUCAAAGUCCACAAAGCAAAAUGAACGAGUUUGUCUGAAGUUCCUGAAAUAGUGACUCAUCAUUUGUUCUGUGGAUUUACUUUGAAAUAUUUUUUCUUAAAUAUGGUGUUUGUUUUUUCUCUUAAUAUUCAGAUUCUAUUGUCAGAGUAGAAAGAUAAAAAGAGAAUGAGUGUCCAAUUUUACUCCCAACUUCCAUAAUGCACUAAGACAGAUUGAUAGAAUGUGCAAAGGAAUUCAGGUACUUCCCUUUAAGGUCACACCAACCGAAGUGUUGUAUGCAGAGGCUUCACACAUACUGCAUCCUUUGUAGUUUUCUGAGUUAUUUCCACAGUGAGUUUUUGUUGUUUCAAUGAUCCAGAGUGUUCAAAAUUGUAAGGAGUUUUUCUUACAGGGUUUUGUAUACAACCAUAUAGAAAAGUUACUUUGCCGGGUAAACUUGAGUUUAGAAGGCAAUGGUUUCAAGCUGGAAGCCUUGACUUUAUUUCUGAGGGAUUAAGUUAAUAUUUAUUAAGCUGCUCUGAGUAAAGCAUUGUUAGUGUGUACAGUAUUUUUCUUCAGACAUGUAUUAACAUGUAAUGACACAGUCACAAAAAUAUUACUACAGAAUUUAUAUGCUUUAUGGGCAAAGUGGUUUCCUUAACGAAUUAGUUCUGAUAUUCUUUUUCUUACAUGUUAACAAAUGUCAUAGAAUUAUCUAAAAUGUUGUUUUAUUGUAGCCCAGCCUGGCCUCAAACUCUGUAUAUAACUGAGGAUGACCCUGAACUGCUGAUCUUCCUCCACCUCCCAAGUUCUACAAUCACAGAAAUGUGCCACAGCACACAGAUCAAUAUUUUUUAAAUAAUUGUUAGUUAAGAAUAUUUAACAAGCUAAUAACUCAAAAUACGUAUUAUAGGAAAAAAUCUGUAAAUUUCAAGAAUCAGCUAUAUGUAUUAAUUUACUUUUAAAAACUAUAUAACCCUUUUAUUAAUAGCACAUUUUUAUAAAAGAAUUUUAAGAAGAAUUAAAAUAUAAAUAUAAUUAUAAAUAUUUGCUAUCGGACCACAUACAUACAAGAGUUUUAGAAUAGUUUCAUCCCACAAAAGGAUCUCAUUUCACAAAAGUGUUAAGAGUUAAAUUAAAGCAUGAAAAGUUCCCAUCAUAAAAACAAAUAAUUUUCAACAGUCUCCCUUGUCCAGAAAGAAAGGUUGUUUGGUGAUAUGUGUCUGGCCUUUACCAUAUAAAUUGUCCAAUGUAACACAGAAGCAUAAAGUAUGUUCAAAUUGAGUGUGGGUAGGAAAGUCACUGUGUGUUAAGGGAUGUUUUCAGUAGUAUGUCAAUUACCAUAUUACCGGAAAAAUAAAACCUAUAACAACAGUUCAGACUGUAAAGUAAAAUUUAUGCUUAAAAUUUGAAUGGGCCAUGCCUGAAAAAUUCCAAGGAUGAUAUUACGUUUGUACUAAGAGACAAAAUAUGUCCCCGAGGAGUUAUACACACUUGAAUUUCAAAGAGCAAUGGACUCUAAAAUAUUUAACUUUAAAAGCUAAGAGGUAAAUGCACUUAGGGUUUGCCUUUGUGCUUCCCUCCUUCUCACCUCCCUUCCCCACCUCCCUUUCCCUCAUGACUUUUCAUGUACUGAUAGACUUUUCUCUUUUGUUUAUGUAUACUGUGUUAACGAGCAGUACACUCAAAAAAAAAAAAAAACUACUUGACUUCAAAUUCCACUCUGUGAAAUAGCAGUAUUGUACCUGAAGUAGUAAAACACAUUUUGCUAGACUAGUGAGCAAUGUCUGAAUGGAAGCAUAGUGCAUACUAGCUCAGUGCAUUUUCUUUGAUGUUACUAAGGAGGACACUGAAGUAAAUAAUUUUCAUUGUAAAAUUUUGUAUAAAAUGAUUUAAAAACACCCAACAUUAAGAACUGUGAGAUAUUUCACCAUAAAAAGGAAUUCAUAAAAAUGCAUGUGUUUAAAAGUGGAAUAGAUUAGGGUUACAAGAAGAGCAAAAUUUGAUUGGUUUUUUGUUUGUUUGGUUUUUUUUGUUUUUUUUUUUUUGUUUGUUUGUUUGGUUUUUUUUUUUUGGAGUACUUCCAAAUCAGUGGGUUUUGUGGCUGGAGACUUGGAAGGCUAGGCUGGGUUAGCACUGGUUCAGCUCCUCUUCCCAGGGCAGGUACUGCCCUCUCUACUGCCAAGGGAGCAUGCUCACCUGCAGUUCCUUCCGUAUUAGUCACUGUAAUAAAAUUCCAUUUUCAAAAGAUUUAUGUGCUGAGAUCAGGUGAGGUCUUGCUAUAAUUUAAAAUGUUCUUCAUAAAGUAAGACUGCAUAAUUCUGUUAUCACUAUUUUAAAAGAUGUUUUUGCUUCCUAGAAAACCUUUCUAGCAAUAUAUUGAUUUUUUUUAUAAAUAUACUGAUUACUUGUAAAAUAAUUUUGCUGUGUUUGAUGCAAAAGAAUAUUGGGAGUGGCUGACUAUGGCAGACAUGUAAGGCAAAUUCACAGCCUAUUAAAGUGCACAGCAUUUGCAGUUGGUAUUAUGACAUAAAUCUCUGUCUUUAUUGAAAGAAUACUGGCUAAUAUCUUCCCUGUUCAGCAUGCCAGGUUGUAGGGGAGAGAUUGUGUUAUUUAUUUAUCUGUUUAAACAAUCCAAUGGAUUUGUUUUUGUCUGUAUUUUGGGAACAACUUGAAGGAUUUUUUUUUCAUUUUAGAAGAUAGUAUGUAUACUCAUCUUUUAAAUUACUAUAACAUAAUAUAUAUAAAUUAUAACAUUGAAAAGUACAAAAAGCUCUAAUUAUUGAUGUUGUUGUUUUCCUGGUAUUUAAUUUUUAUAAAUGGUUUUGUAAGUAAAUAAUUGUAGUAUUGCUUUUAAGUAGUUUAAAGUCAUACUUAACUAAGUUCUGACUCAACAUACUGCCUUAGUACAAUAUUCUAAAGUGAAGUACUCUGAUGUGAAUUUGAAACAUGCCUGCAUUUUCUAAGUUUCUUCAUAUGUCUAUGUAUAUGCACCAGUACCCAGAAAAGCAUACCAGGAGCCUGAUUUCCACAUUACAUUGAUAAAGAGCUUGGUAUUUUGCCUAUAUGUAAUUCAGUUGCCUAGGUGAAAUAGAACAUAAAUCUCUUCAAAUAUCUGCCCAAUCACAAUUUUCAAAAUGGUAACUUUUCAUUUGGGAUGCAUGAUGCCAAGUUUAUCUUUAAUCAGCUUUUAUUACUGGAUGUAUAACAAUGGAUAUUUUCCUACUUGGUCAGUAGGUUGUAGAUUUAACUGGUUUUUUUUUCCCCAGUAGAUUCUCACUACAUUUUCAAAUCUAUAUUUGGAAAAACCUGCAAAGUGCUCUCAGUAAGUUAGUUAGCAUCUUUGGCCUUAUUUAUGCAUAAUGUUUCUUAGUUUAAUUUUGACAAACUCACUGACAGGCAGUUCCUUUGUAGUGUUGUAACUUACUGUGAUGUAAUGAAUUUUUCUAAAAUGUUUAUAUGUUUCAUUAUUAAAACAUAGGAUAUUGUGUAGCUUUGCAUGAAAUAAAUGGCAUCUCUGUGAGCUGUA
Messenger RNA from Arvicanthis niloticus (Nile rat), 7913 nucleotides. It is a transcript of the gene Lmbrd2, whose product is annotated as LMBR1 domain containing 2. Gene Ontology annotation, biological process: adrenergic receptor signaling pathway. Lineage: Eukaryota; Metazoa; Chordata; Mammalia; Rodentia; Muridae. Gene Ontology annotation, cellular component: membrane. The record is from RefSeq and is a predicted model, not a curated record.